This is a messenger RNA of Telopea speciosissima, 531 nucleotides long. RefSeq lists its product as uncharacterized. The coding region runs from base 1 to 531 and encodes 176 amino acids. The transcript has a single exon. Lineage: Eukaryota; Viridiplantae; Streptophyta; Magnoliopsida; Proteales; Proteaceae. Gene Ontology annotation, molecular function: nucleic acid binding; zinc ion binding. The record is from RefSeq and is a predicted model, not a curated record.
AUGAAGCUUACCAAGCUCUUCUUUGGAUUGGAUAAUAAGGGUACUCUAUUUGAGUUGGACUUCAAGAUAGAGAUUAUCUUUGCCUCACUUCCUGACGCCUAUAGCUCCUUUAUCAUGAACUUCCACAUGAAUAAAGUGGUGGUCAACAACGUCUCUGAGCUUACUAACAUGCUUAUAGAAGCAGAAAGUACGCUUAAGAAAAAUAAGGUUGUUUCUCUUGUUACUGAGAAGAGUUCUCAGGGUUCAAAGAACAAGAAAAAGAAGAGGACUAAGAAAAGCAAGAAAAGCAAGUCAACUGGUGUGAAAGAGGGAGGAGUGCAGAAGAAAACGGCCAAAGCUGACAAAGGAAAGUGUUUCCAUUGUGGCAAGACUGGACACUGGAAAAGAAUCUACCAAGAGUACCUAGCUUCCUUGAAGAAGGACAAGCCAGAGACAGGUAUUUUUAAAUCUUUUGUUGUUUCUGAAUCUCUUAUGUUGGUUGGACCAACUAACAUGUGGUGUGGACUCUGGGUCCACCACACACAUUUGUAA